Molecule: messenger RNA, 3141 nt
Organism: Symbiodinium necroappetens
Lineage: Eukaryota; Dinophyceae; Suessiales; Symbiodiniaceae
Source: the annotation of a GenBank genome assembly
AUGCCUGCGCAGUGUGCAGAGCAGCGUCGCUCUCGGGAUGAGCAGCUGCAGAAGCAGAGCGCCGGAGAGGUCACCGUGGAACGUUUGCGCCUCGAGCUGCGGGAGCUGAAUGCUGAUCGAACAAGGCUACAGCGCGAGGCGGACCAAGCAACCCAAGAACGCAAUCGCCUUGAGGUCGAGCUGCAGGUUGCGGCACCCGCUCUGGAUGAGGUGGUGCGUCGGUGCAAGCAUUUGGAGGAACGUCUCGUGGAGCGAGUGCGGGAGCUGGGUGAUGAGUCUGACCGUGUACAGCGACUCGAAGACCAAGCAGAAUCUGCCAAGGCACGGCUGCGGGCCAUGGAGAAUCAGAAUGAAGCCUUGGCGAGAAAGCUUCAGUCUCCUCGGUCGCUGCAGAGCUCGGCACCGAAGGCAUGUCCGCCGCAACGACGCUUCGUACAGCCCGAUAUCCGGCCUUCAAAUCAGGAGCCAAGUCCUGGGCGUCACAGCUUUCCUCGAGUAGCCGCUGUCGCUGCCGCACAGGCCGCAUUGCAGGAGCCGCGUGGCGACAUGAGUGCCAGGCGAGCGAUGGGAAGGCCCGCGAUGGAGUCUGCCCGACUUGAGCUCUACAAAAUGGGCUCGCGAUUGGAACGCGAUCUCCUGCCAUUCUUGCAGAAGGAUGUUCGCCAGGUCCUGGGUGGAGUUCGGGUGAACAUACCAAACAAAACCAAGGGACAGAGCAAGGAUCUCCUAUCCUCAGCUCGAGCGAUCUUAGGCAAAAUCUCCAAGGCUGAUGUCUGUCUUCACUACAGCCUCAAGAACAUGCCGGCAGGUGUCCGACCCUUUCGCGAAUUUCUGCUUGAAGCUGCAGAUGUGGGUGUUCAAGCUGUACUGCUCGUAUCGGGUACUGGGAAGAAGCCGAAGCGCGAUGCUGUGAGCUGCUUGUGCGAGCUCGCUGCUGAUCUACGCGAAAGCCAGGUGAAACUCCCACGCCUGGGCGUUGCAUUCAGUCCCUUUGAAGAUCCUGAGAUCGAGCAAGCACGCUUGAAGGACAAGUUGUCUUCCGGCCUGGUAGAUUCAAUCUGGCUGCAGAUUGGCUCUGACUUGGAGGCUCUGCGUGCUGGGCUGGAGUUCCUUCGAGAUGCAGCAGGUGACAUCAGAAUCUACGGCUCUGUCUUCGUGCCAUCGCGGCAGCUUCUGAGCAGGUUCCGCGAGCGCCCAUGGACUGGAGUCGAUCUCACCCCCAACAACUAUCUGGAGUCCCUCGAGAAUGCUGAGAAGGUGACCCAGCAGAUCUUAGAAUUGUACUCCGAGUUCGGUGUGCUGCCACUGGUGGAGAGCCCUGUGGAAAAUGCCCCUGCGCUGCGAAGCAUGACGGCUUUGUUCCGAGAUCCACAGGACAGCCUUCGAAGCAGCCCCGAGCCGCAGGGAGCCCCUGAAACGGCCCUGGCUCCGGGCGACGGGGACCGUCGGAGCGAAGGUUUGGCCUUGAUGUGGUUUCGUGUGGAUCUGAGAGUGCACGACAACCCUGCCUUGACCGCCGCAGCACGGCACCCAGAGCUUCUCCCUCUCUACAUCGCAGCAGAGGAAGAAGUGGGGGGAGCGGCCCAGGUCUGGGUGAAGGAGUCCUUGAAAGCCUUAUCAGCCACGUUGGAGAGCAUGAGCUCAAGGCUUUGCUUGCGUCGUGGGGAUGUCACUGAGGAGCUGAAAUCCCUCUGCCGGCAGCUGAAUGUCAGAGCCGUUUAUUUCAAUCGUCGAUAUGAGCCGUGGCUGAAGGAAGCAGACGACCGAAUCUCCAGCGAGCUGCAGCAGAUGGGCGUGGCCGUGCAUAGCUUUGAGAGCUACUUGCUCUACGAACCAGAGACCAUCUCGAUGAACAGUGGCUUUCACCACGGCCAUUGGGGAACCUUGCUGCCUUUCCUGGGAGCCUGCCGCAGGCUUGGGCAGCCCCGGAAGCCCCUUCCCAAGCCGGCGACACUUCCAUCCAGCCCCAAGCUGGCCAAAGAAAUCACACAGCCUUUGGAGGAACUCUACCUUGCUAAAAUCCCACCUGGCAUACAGGAUUGGAGUGCCCCGAUACGCGAGGCAUGGGACUUUGGCGAAGAUGCAGCACUCUCCCGGAUGCAUUCCUUUGUGCUGGGGCCACGCCUGGAGAACUAUGAGAAGCAGCGGAGCCGGGCAGACCUGGAAGAGAAUCCCAACUCACGCUUAUCGCCCUACCUCCGAUGGGGGCAGCUCUCCCCCCACGAUCUCUACUGGGCUGUAAAGGGGACGGGACUUCAAGAAAAGGACGUGAAGACCUUUCAGCGCAGGCUCUUCUGGAGAGAGCUCGCAUACUUUCACUAUAUGGUCUUCCCUCACAUGCGCCAUGAGCCGAUCCGGUCGAACUACAAAGACAUUCGGUGGAGCCAAGACAUGCAAUUGCUCAAGAAGUGGCAAAGAGGCUCAACCGGAUAUCCCCUGGUCGAUGCAGCUAUGAGGGAGCUUUGGCAAACUGGUUGGUGUCAACAAAACAUGCGGAUGGUGGUGGCCUCUUUCUUGGUUGAAUACUGCAACAUUGACUGGGUCAAGGGUGCUGAGUGGUACGAGGACACGCUGGUGGACGCGGACAUUGCGAUCAACAGCAUGAUGUGGCAAAAUGCUGGACGUUCUGGCAUUGAUCAGUGGAAUUUCGUUAUCUCUCCUGAAGGUGGGUCCCAGGACCCUUCGGGUGCCUACGUCAGACGCUGGGUGCCUGAGCUGCAGAACCUGCCAAGACGAUUUCUUCACAAGCCAUGGGAGGCACCAGCGGACGUCUUAAAAGCAGCCGGUGUUGUCCUGGGCGAGACCUACCCUUUUCGUUGUGUCUCAGAUUUGAAGGGGGCACGGCAGCUUUCUGCGGAUGCCGUGCUGAAUAUGCGCCGUGGAAUCAUGAACAGCACUUGGAACGAUGCCGAGGGUUACGACGUCAUCAGCCUCCCUGGCGGAGAGCUCACCAAAGUCUUCACGAGGCGAGAGUUCCGCCUGCCAAACUCCGAUGCGCCAAAGCAGCGGAGCCGGAAACGCUCGCCAAGGCCUGCUGCCAGCAGAUCUCGGUCGAAAGUCGCGAGGCGUGCUUGCCAGCGGUCACUUGCGAACUGGGUCCUCCGUGACCCAGGACGUGCCGUCAUCGAUUUGGACAGCUAG